AUGAGUGAGCACUAUCCGACACUUGCGCAGACUGCGCUUGUCGCUGCUGCGUUCAAGAUCCUCUUGUUCCCCGCCUACAAAUCCACCGACUUUGAAGUCCAUCGCAAUUGGCUCGCUAUCACGAACAGCCUUCCUCUGGAGAAGUGGUAUGUCGAAAAGACUUCGGAAUGGACUCUGGAUUACCCGCCCUUCUUCGCUUACUUCGAAUGGAUACUCGCCCACGUUGCUCGUCUCGUAGAUCCCCUCAUGGUGAAGGUCUACAACCUCGACUACGAUAGCUGGCAGACCGUCUACUUCCAACGUACUUCUGUCAUCGUUACCGAGCUUGUUCUCGUCUGGGCGCUUCAGACCUUUAUCGAAACUGCUCCCCUCAAGUCUCGCCGUGCUGCUCAGACCGUCGCUCUAUCAAUCAUUCUCUCCCCAGGACUUCUCAUCAUCGACCAUAUCCACUUCCAGUACAAUGGCUUCAUGUACGGUAUUCUCGUCAUGUCUCUUGUUCUCGCGCGCCAAAACAGUGAACUGCUGAGCAGUGGACUCAUCUUUGCCGCCCUGCUCUGCUUCAAGCACAUCUACUUGUACCUGGCCCCAGCCUAUUUUGUCUAUCUUCUGCGCGCAUAUUGCUUGUCAUCCAAGUCUAUCUUUCGCAUUCGAUUUUUGAACUCGAUCAAGCUGGGCUUGGGUAUUGGAGCCAUCUUUGGUGCAGCCUUUGGUCCUUUUGCUGCUAUGGAUCAGAUCCCUCAGCUUUUAAGCCGGCUCUUCCCCUUCUCCCGUGGACUUUGCCAUGCUUACUGGGCGCCCAACGUCUGGGCUCUUUACUCCUUUGCUGACCGAAUCCUUAUUCAUGUUGCCCCACGACUUGGAUGGGCUGUCAACAAGAGCGCACUGCAAAGUGUCACCCGUGGCUUGGUUGGAGACACGGCGUUCGCUGUAUUGCCAGAGAUCAGUCCGCGAACCUGCUUUGUUCUCACAUUGUUUUUCCAGGUCGUGCCUCUGAUCAAGCUCUUCUUCCAACCAACUUGGGAAACAUUCAUUGGUGCUGUCACAUUGUGUGGCUACUCCUCUUUCCUAUUCGGUUGGCAUGUGCACGAGAAGGCUAUUCUUCUCGUCAUUAUCCCAUUCAGUCUUAUCGCCCUUCGAGACAGGCGCCACCUCGGAGCAUUCCGACCUUUAGUCGUAGCCGGCUAUGUGUCACUCUUCCCGCUCCUUUUCACACCGGCGGAGUUCCCUAUCAAGACCAUCUACACUAUUGUCUGGCUGGUGGUGUUCCUCUUGGCGUUUGGUCGCCUUGCCCCUGCUUCCAACAAGCCUAGAAUCUUCCUCCUGGACCGUUUCAGCACUCUUUACAUCGCUAUAAGCAUCCCGCUUAUUCUGUACUGCUCUCUUCUACAUCAUCUCAUUUUCGGAAAGGCAUAUGAGUUUAUCCCAUUGAUGUUUACGAGCUCGUACACUGCGAUAGGUGUGGUUGGGAGCUGGGUGGGAUAUAUGGUUGUGUAUUUCACUGCAUAA
Fusarium graminearum PH-1 is the source of this 1506-nucleotide messenger RNA. RefSeq lists its product as uncharacterized. Gene Ontology annotation, molecular function: dolichyl pyrophosphate Glc1Man9GlcNAc2 alpha-1,3-glucosyltransferase activity. Gene Ontology annotation, biological process: protein N-linked glycosylation. NCBI's taxonomy places the organism in Eukaryota, Fungi, Ascomycota, Sordariomycetes, Hypocreales, Nectriaceae. Gene Ontology annotation, cellular component: endoplasmic reticulum membrane. The transcript has 3 exons. Bases 1 to 1506 code for a protein of 501 amino acids. The record is from RefSeq and is a predicted model, not a curated record.